UUUUUUUUCUUCCCCUUUCUCUGUUUAUUGCUACAGUGUUGACAAAGCACAAAACUGGGAAAUCCACAAGAAGGUUGGAUACGGUUGACUUUUCCUAAUCUUGGAUUUCACACUUGGACUUUACAUGGUAGGUGCCUUUCUUGAUCAAAGGUGUCUGAUCUAUUAUGGAUCCCCACCCCCAGAUGGAGAUUGGGUCUCACUAUGUAGCAAAGCAUGUCUGGGGUCUUCUCCCAAUCCUCCUGCCUCAGCCUUAGUAUUGGGAUUACAGGCAAAUACCACCUGAAUCUGAACCAUGUAUCAGGUUGUGCUAAUCACAACUCUGCACUUUACUCACAGUCUAUUUAUUAAAACGUUUUCUGCUAUGAGAUUCAUAACAUUUUAUUUCAAGGACCAUUCUGUGCAUUCUUUAUUAAUUACCACCAUGCACUCUGUUUUGUGGCUGUUUAAAAUGGGGCACACGAGUAGUAAGUUCGGCUUUAUAACAAUGACUAAUUCGCACACCUCGGAUGUAAUGUUGGAUGGCUGUAGGUUCUCGUCAACAUCUACCACUUCUGGUCCCAUCACUCUCAGACCGGCUGCUUAUAUCGGGAGGCAGCGUCCUGACCCUCCGCGACCUCUUUGUCAUGGCGUCCGCGGGGCGUCUAAUAGCCGACGCUUUCGCAGCUGGGCGGGCGUGGACCUUCCCAAGAUGGCGGGGCUGAGCCCACUGCGCGCGGUGGGCGGGGUUCCGACGCCGGAGGCGGGGCAGCAGGGCCGAGGGGUCGGGCUAGCAGGCGUGCCGCUUCUGAAGUAGGCAGGCUCAGCGCGCUUGCGCGGAGCGGCCCUGCGCGCAGUGAGGCAGUGGCGGGGGAAGGCACCGGUGGGGCCGACGGGCGGGCUGAGGAGGGAAGCGGGCGAGCGAAGUCCCAGUGCGCGCCGCGGCGGCCCGGGUACCCUCCCCUUCCGGGCGUGAGCCGCUGAGAGGAAAGCCGAGCGGAGCGGACUCGCAUAGGCAGCGAGGUGCUUCUCGGGUCUCCCAAGACCGGCCUCCCGCGGCUUCGGCGCUCCAGUCGCGGGGCCCGGGUUCCUCAACACACCUAGCUUCAGCCACCGUCAGAGCUUGUCCCCCAUCCGUCGAAGUCCCGGCGGCAGCCCGGGCUCUUGGUGGGGAGGAUGACGGAGCUGCAGUCGGCACUGCUACUGCGAAGACAGCUGGCAGGUUUGGCUGGCUUGGGAUUCUCUUUGUUAGACCAAGAUGGCCUCAAGAGAUCAGCAUACUUGAGCACUGGGAUUAAAGAACUCAACAAAAAUCCAGUGGAAGGCUUUUCAGCAGGUUUAAUAGACGACAAUGAUCUCUAUCGUUGGGAAGUCCUUAUUAUUGGUCCUCCAGAUACACUUUAUGAAGGUGGUGUUUUUAAGGCUCAUCUCACUUUCCCAAAAGAUUAUCCCCUCCGACCUCCUAAAAUGAAAUUCAUUACAGAGAUUUGGCACCCAAAUGUUGAUAAAAAUGGUGAUGUUUGCAUUUCUAUUCUUCAUGAACCUGGAGAGGAUAAAUAUGGUUAUGAGAAGCCAGAGGAACGCUGGCUGCCUAUCCAUACUGUGGAAACCAUCAUGAUUAGUGUCAUUUCUAUGCUGGCAGAUCCUAAUGGAGACUCACCUGCAAAUGUAGAUGCUGCGAAAGAAUGGAGGGAAGACAGAAAUGGAGAAUUUAAAAGGAAAGUUGCCCGCUGUGUAAGAAAAAGCCAAGAAACUGCUUUUGAGUGAUGUUUAUUCAAUAGCUAGUAACUUCACUUAUUUCAGGGUCUCCAAUUGAGAAACAUGGCACUGUUUUUCCUGCACUCUACCCACCUAUUGCUGGACUUCUGUUGUAACAAGUUGGCAAACUCUGGCUGGAACUGGGCUGCAAUAAAACAUGCCAGUCAUUAAUGCUGACAAGAGCCUAACAAGUGCCAACUUACAGAUGAUUACGCAUUUUGAAUUCUAAUGAACUGUUUUAACCUUCAGGAAGAAUUGUAAAGACCUGUACAUAGCACAACAUGAUCCGGAUAAUAUAUAUACUGUUCAUGUACAUCCACAAACACACCUUGUACCAAAUAAUGCUGUCUUGUAGUAGAAUAAGAAUCGUGUAAAUUCUAAAAGACUUUAGCAGGUUUUCUUUUCCCAUUCAUCGUUUUUUAUCAGUUCAAAAAGAUUUCUUAAAGCAUGUCAGGUGAAAACCAAUAAGGAUUAAAAGUUUCCAUAUAAUUUCCUUUAAACCAUUGAGUCUUUCAUUACACUCUUUCCAUUUACUAAUCUUUUAUAUUUUCUUUGUUUUUGGCACACUCCCCCUUCCUUUUAUCUCUUCUAUCUGCCAGAAAGUUCUCAAAUCAUUUAGCUAAAAUACUGAAAUACUAGAAAAUUACUUGAUUUUCACGAUGACUUCAGAGGUGGGGUCAUCACUAGGUGCUUUGUCCUUUUUGUACUCUGAUUCACCCAUCUCUUGGAUUGGAUGUAGCAAUAACAUUUUCUGGCUGUUGAGAGCUCUUGAUCCUAGUCACUAUCUCCUGAGAACUUUAAAAAAAAAAAAAGUAAAGUCUGUUCUAAGUUCAUCUUAGUGAAAUUUAUUCCAAACAAUACAAAAAUCCAGAUUUGGUUUUAUUUUUGCCCUUAAGUUGUCUGAUAUUAAGGUUGGAUGAAUAUAGCAUGCGCAGCUACAGGCUUUCUACAUCUGGGAUUGCUAUUACAAAUGCUAUUUGUCCUAUUACCCUUCUCCUUAGCCCAUAUUUGUUUCUUCUUACAGCAGAUUUUCCUCACCUAUUGUACAAAGAAAUUGCGAUGUAUAUUUUCAUGUAAUUUGAUUUUGGAAUUUUGUCACCUUAUGUAGUGAGUUCUUCCAAAAUAUAAUUUUUUUCCAAUAA
This is a messenger RNA of Rattus norvegicus (Norway rat), 2876 nucleotides long. Lineage: Eukaryota; Metazoa; Chordata; Mammalia; Rodentia; Muridae. The record is from RefSeq and is a predicted model, not a curated record.